Cottoperca gobio is the source of this 2307-nucleotide messenger RNA. RefSeq names its product vascular cell adhesion protein 1-like. Bases 154 to 2292 code for a protein of 712 amino acids. The transcript has 7 exons. NCBI's taxonomy places the organism in Eukaryota, Metazoa, Chordata, Actinopteri, Perciformes, Bovichtidae. Gene Ontology annotation, cellular component: plasma membrane; cell-cell junction. Gene Ontology annotation, molecular function: cell adhesion molecule binding. The record is from RefSeq and is a predicted model, not a curated record. Gene Ontology annotation, biological process: cell-cell adhesion.
ACAAACACACAGACAUAAAGGGUUCAGAGGAGGCGUUUGGAUUUUACAGAGCGACUGUUUCUGAGGAACUGCUUCAUAGAAAUAUCGACACAAAGCAGAAGCUGCUUCUUUGAUUCAUCGAUUCAUUAGUGUGUGUGUACUCUGAGGAGUGAGAUGUCUCUGUCUGUCUGCAGGAUCUGUGUUCUCUCAGCUGUGCUGCUGAUGUGGUCCUCGUGGUGCGUUCAGGGUCUGCGUGUAGACGUGUUUCCCAGAAGGCCUCUGUUCAGGCUGGGGCAGCGAGAACAGCUGGUGUGUCAGGUGCAGGAUUGUCCCACAAUGCCGAGCUUGUCCUGGUCUCUGCUGGGGGACCGACCUCUGACGGCUUCCGUCAGCAGUAACAGGACGGGCUCGGUGGUGACCUUUGACCCCGUGAUGAUGGAGCACGAAGGAGCGCUGCUGUGUCGAGUCAGCUGUGGACCAGAAAACAAGCAGAGCAAGAGGUCCGUGCAGAUUUACUCCUUCCCAUCAGACCCUUUGAUCAGCGGCCAGGACCGGCUGAGUCGGGGGUCGGAGUCUGUCCUCACCUGCCAGGUGUCAGAUGUUUACCCCCCAGAACAGCUGACGCUCAGCUGGCUCCGAGGAGGCACAGUCCUGCAGAGCAUCAUGGGAGAUAUAGGAUCCAGCUUAGUGCGGUCCGAAUACAGGUUCAUGCCUCAGGACCGGGACCAGGGAGGAAACAUGAGCUGUAGGGCGACGCUGGAUCUGCAGGAGCUGCCCGCGGGGGACAGAACCAGGGAGACAGAAGUCCUGCUAAACCUGCUCUAUGCUCCCGUAUUCACGGAGAUAUCAGCCUCGGUGUUGACGAUGGCCGGCUCUCCGCUCACUCUCUUCUGCUCCGCGGAAGGAAACCCAGAACCAGUGCUCACCUGGAUCUUCAGUUCUGCAGACGGCCGGGCUGAGCCACGGGCACGAGGCCAUCAGCUCGUCAUUGUGGCGGUGAGGCUCACUGACGCCGGACAGUACGACUGUGAGGCCCGAAACAGCGAGGGGAACCAGACUGCUGGCGUGGAGGUCAGCGUGCACGGUGAGACUGAAGCUCCUGUUCGUUUUACCAUCCUUCCAGACACUCAAUUGACUUACCUGUCCACCCCCCCCCCCAACACAGCUCCACCCACCAACACAUCCCUCUCAGUGAGUCCAGGUGAACAGGUGCUGGAGGGUCAGCAGGUGAACUUUACCUGCCGCUCUGACGGAGCUCCGCCCACCACGCUGGUGCUGAGGCGGGAGGGGGAGGAGCUUCAGAGGACAGACCCCGCCUCCUCCUCGCUCUACUUCAGCCUCUCCUCCGCCCGGCUGCAAGACUCCGCCCACUAUCAGUGUGAAGCCUCUAACCAGUACGGAUCCCGCCUGGUGACCCGCUCCAUCACCAUCACAGCUCACCCUCUGCAGGUGGAACUGAGUUCUCCGGUCUCUGCAGCAGAGACGGGUUCAGAUCUGGUGUUGACCUGCAGAGCCUCUGGAUGUCUCCACCGUCCCACCUUCACCUGGAGGAGGACAGACCAGAACUGCACCGUCCUCCAGGGGACAGACCAGAAUGGACUUUCCCUACUCCCCCUGCAGGAGCUGAACCUCCAGGAUCAGGGAGGGUACCGCUGUGAGGCCGAGUGUGACUCCGUCAUCAGGACCAGAAACAUACAGGUCCACGUCUACUCGUUCCCGUCUGAUCCGGUUCUGGAGGUUCUCGGUCCUGUCCUGCUGGGUCAGGAGGCGGUCCUUCAUUGUAACGUGAGCAGAGUUUUAUCAGCCAAUCUGAUGAGGAUCCUGUGGCUGUCUGGGAACACACCGCUGAUUUCCGAGUUGCACAGCUUCUCCGGUUCCGUACAGAACGUCUCGUCUGUUCUUCAGCGCCGGAUCCAGGAGGAUCUGCAGGUUCUGACCUGCAGGGUCGAGUUGCUGACGAAGGACGGAGACGUGUGGAGGUCCAGGAAGACGAGCGUCACUCUGCAGGUCCACUAUCCUCCGAGGGAAACCUCCCUCUCAGUGAGUCCAGGUGAACAGGUGCUGGAGGGUCAGCAGGUGAAUUUUACCUGCCGCUCUGACGGAGCUCCGCCCACCACGCUGGUGCUGAGGCGGGAGGGGGAGGAGCUUCAGAGGACAGACCCCGCCUCCUCCUCCUCGCUCUACUUCAGCCUCUCCUCCGCCCGGCUGCAAGACUCCACCCACUAUCAGUGUGAAGCCUCUAACCAGUACGGAUCCCGCCUGGUGACCCGCUCCAUCACCAUCACAGGUACUUUCAUUUUUACUUUACACUAAAUAUUCCGUUUUUUU